AUGGUAGACUCUAGCUCGGAUGAAGAACCAGGUAACUUAGCUUCGCCAGGUACCCCCGAACCUUCGGCUGAACCACCAAACAUUCCUUCACAACCAAACCAACCUUCUCCCUAUGAAUCUGAUGUUCAUACAAACCCUCCUACGACGUACUCUAGGGCAUCCGCAGAUAGUGUUCACAGGGAACUCUAUCCACAAGAAAUGGUAGCCUCUCCAGGGAACCGGUUUGGUGCGGAUGAUGUUACUUGCGGGAAGAUUCGAAGUCUUGGAGUUCAAUCAAAGGCACACUGCUGUGCUACAUUGGUGGCGAAUAGCGACCAUUCGAAUCCUCAACCUGCGGCCAAUGUUAAUUAUCAGGGACCACGUCCUCUUUUUCGCCACUUGGGUAUUACCACACGACCACCACGAUCCUUUCGAGCCACGUUUGGUUUGGAGGAGCAUAGUCCAGAUGCACGGAAUUUUGUUGCUAUGGCUGGGGAAGGGCGUGACCCGAUUCUUCAUAGUCCUACUCUCACUCGGAAUGCUCUACCUAAUAAUGGGACUCUUGAAGCUUUGGUAGCACAAGGCUGGACUUGGAAUCCACCACCAGAACCACAUGUUCCUGGGCCAAGUACUUGGCUCAAUCUACGGCCACCACCUUCGGUUGGCCAUGAUGCUGCGCUAGGUGGUCGGAAACGACAUAUUCGCAGUUAUUCUAUUGAUGGGAUUGAUGAAAUACUUGGUGAUUCUAGUUCAGUGAGCAAAAGUAGCAAACGACAACAGUUUGAACAAUGGGAAACUAAAGGUGGUCUUAAUGUUGCUUCUCCACUUGCAUCAACUGGGUUUCGGCCUAAAGCAUUAACUGACGUGUCUAUGGCAUGUUCAAUGGGGGUUGAACCUGGAGAAGAAGUAACCUCACAAGUUUCCAAGAAACGAAGCGCCGUCAUUUCACCACCAAUUCCAGCGGGAAAAAAUGGAUUUUCAAGCGCAUUAAAGGAAAUGGAAACGAAGUCUACAGUUACUCAUGUACAAAGUUUACUUAGUAGUACUAGGCCAAAUAGUGUGGUUGGUGUUGAUGCUAUAGGUUCUAGUGGAGGAGUGGUUGUUUUUUGUUGGGCUCCUUACGACGUGACUGUACUUAGUUCUAUGUGUAAUUAUGUUUUUUGUAAAAUCUCUGGUAAUAAUGGAAUGAUAUGGUACGUUUUGUUCUUGUAUGGGGAACCGAGUUAUCAACUUCGACCAAUGCUGUGGGCUCACCUUCUCCACUUACUAUCUCCCUAUCCAGAGUUUCUUAUUAUUGGUGAUAUUAACCAAUUGGAGCAUUAUGAGGACAAAUUAGGGGGUGAUGUUACUAUUAAGGGAUGGGAGGAGUUCACUAAUUGGAAACAUGAUUUGGAAUUACAAGAUAUUCCUUUCGUGGGGCCUCGGUUUACUUGGACAAACAAUCGAGACGGAUCAGAUUUGAUUCUCGAACGUCUUGAUCGGACAUAUGUGUCACCAGCAUGGUUGGACAAAUAUCCACUUAGUUACGUCAAAAAUUUUCCGAUCCUACAUUCUGAUCAUUCAGCCAUAUUUUACCAGACAGUACCUCUACACACUCCUCGUCGUCGGCCCUAUCAGUUCGAAAAUUGGUUUCUCACUCACUCUGACAUUCCCCGUAUCAUUACGUCUGUUUGGCAAAACCCCAUUGCAGGCUCUCCUAUGUACUGUUUUACCAAACAUCUUUCCUUAUUACGACAAAAAAUUAAACGAUGGUGUUUGGAUCAUAAGAUUGUUUGGGGUAUUGAUUGGAAGGACAUUACUGACCAGUUAGCCACUUCUGCCGUUCCUAUUGAUAAUAUUCAGCAAGGAAAUGCUUUCAUGUGCCAAAGACAAGAGGUAUUGAAUAGGGCUACUUUGGCUCAUACUUACUGGUCACAACGCUCUAAGGAUAAAUUUAUUCAGGAUGGCGAACUUUCUACAAAGUUCUUUUUUAACAAGCUAAAGCAGAAACAACGUUCUGCAUAUAUUUAUCUCCUCAAAACUGCGGAGGAUGAAUGGACAGACGAUAGUGAUGUUAUUUCUUCUGCAAUCUUAAAACACUUCAAAACUGCCUACACGCCUUCCACUUCUACGAACCCUGAUCCCGUGUAUGAGGAAAAUAUUGGGUUACUGCUUCGAGAUCUAAAUCUUCCACACCUAUCUGCUAUCCAGCAACAACAACUCCUUCUUCCUUUUUCAGAAUCAGAAGUUCAUGAUGCAAUGUUUGGCAUUGGGAAUGCUAAAUCCUCAGGGUUAGACGGUUCUACGGCAGAAUUUUUUAAAACUCACUGGGACCUCCUAGGAGAACAUGUCUUCCAGGCAGUUAUUCGCUUCCUUCAUACCGGAUUCGUUUUGCGGGAAUGGAACCAAUCACUUAUUGUCUUGUUACCUAAAGGUCCUAAUCCUGAAGAGGUUAAGCAAUUUCGAACUAUUAGCUUAUGUAAUACAAUUUACAAAUGUGCAUCAAAAUGUUUGGUCAAUCGGUUGAGGCCACUGUUACAAGACCUGAUCAGUGAAUAUCAAAGCGCUUUUAUCCCGGGACGCCAUAUGGAUGAUAACAUUUUGAUUAGUCAUGAACUCACUCAUGUCAUCAAUAAACACCGACGUGGCAAUGUUCAUGUUGCCGCCAUCAAAAUUGACAUGACUAAGGCAUAUGAUCGGGUUAAUUGGGUGUUCCUCUUACAAGUACUCCGAGCAUAUGGAUUUCCUGAACAUUGGAUACAAUUGAUUCACCAAUGUAUCGCUACUGUUACAUAUCGGAUUCUGGUAAAUGGCCAGGUUUCGGAGGCUUUCACUCCCCAAUACGGGUUACGGCAGGGGGAUCCCAUCUCCCCGUAUUUGUUUUUGUUCUGUAUGGAUAUUUUGUCUCGUAUGAUAACACUAGCUACGGAAAUGCGCCACUUUGACGGGAUCAAAGCACACAAGUAUGCACCUCCUAUAUCACAUCUUUUUUUCGCUGAUGAUGCUGUUCUUUUCUUCAAGGUUUCUCCUACUUCUUGUACGAAAGUUUCAAAACUUCUGGAUCGUUUCUGCAUGAUAUCGGGUCAAAUGUUAAGCCUUACCAAAUCCUACGUCAAAUUUAGCCCUAACAUACCGCACACUCUAAUUACUGAGUAUAAAAGUAUUCUCAAAUUGGAGGCUAAAAGUUCUAUGGGUACAUAUCUCGGGGCACCAGUAGACAUUCAGGGGACAAAGACUCAGCAUUUCACUUAUUUAUUGGAUAAAAUCUCAAAACGUAUUACUGAAUGGAGUCACUCCCCCAUAUCCCAAUCUGGCAAGCUUAUCCUUAUCAAUUCUGUUCUCAUUGCUUCCCUGGCUCACAUACUCUCUGUAUUCUUGCUUCCUACAACCAUUGCCAACAAGGUAGAUGCCAUGGUUGCUAGAUUUUUCUGGACUAAACCUUCAAGUACGGGAAUUGCAUGGCGACGGAAGGAGAUUUUACAUCUGCCAAAAGGUGUUGGGGGACUUGGACUACGUAGUGUGACGUAUCACAACCGUGCCUUACUUAUAAAAAAAGUCUGGCGUAUUCAUCGAAAUUCGAAACUACUCAUUAGCAAGGUCUUCACGUCCACUCCGCUACAUACCCAUUCGGCUUUUCCUACAUUACAGUCUUCAAAAAGCCAGAGAUCUUGGGGAGCUCGGGGUUUAUACCAAGCUGAGAAGAUCCUUUUUGAUAAUUAUGCUUGGAAAAUAGGCACAAAUUCAACUCUACGCGCGGGUCAGAAUAGAUGGGUUAAUGGUCAAAAACCGAUAUACCAAGAUCAUAUUACCCUGCGAACUGCGACUACUGUGAUUGUUGGGUCCCUAAUCUUACCGCAUCAGCAAGGAUGGAAUAUUCCCCGACUUCAUCGUCUUUUCACUCCAGAGACGACCUCUGCUAUCCGAGGUUUAGAGUUGCCAACCAUUCAGGCUCACUCUGAUAUUCCGUACUGGCCUCACACAGCUUCGGGCAACUAUACAACUAAAUCUGGAUACUAUUUCCUAUCUCGACAAAUUGAAAUCUGUAGCAUGACACCCCCUCUGAAUUCGAAAUUUUUCCGGAUUGUAUGGGGUCUGCGCAUCAUGCCUAAGUGGGAAAUUUUUCUAUGGAAACUUUGGCACAAUAGUUUAGCAACAGUUGCUAAUCUUUCAGCUCGCGGAAUGUCAGUUUCAACUGCGUGCCCUUAUUGUGCGUUGGAACCUGAGACCUUCCAGCAUCUUUUCAGAAUGUGCCCCCUCGCUACUACAGCCUGGCAGACUAGUCAAUUGGGUAUCAUUUCCAACUUACUCGGCUACGUAUCUUUCAAAGACUGGCUUAUUGCAUGGUUUUUUUAUCUUUAUCGCAUGGAUGGAUAUUCUGGGGACCGUCUUCCUGUGUUUAUAGCUACCUUGUGGACAAUCUGGUAG
Beta vulgaris subsp. vulgaris (sugar beet) is the source of this 4383-nucleotide messenger RNA. RefSeq lists its product as uncharacterized. NCBI's taxonomy places the organism in Eukaryota, Viridiplantae, Streptophyta, Magnoliopsida, Caryophyllales, Amaranthaceae. Bases 1 to 4383 code for a protein of 1460 amino acids. The transcript is spliced from 2 exons. The record is from RefSeq and is a predicted model, not a curated record.